This is a messenger RNA of Cyprinodon tularosa, 1091 nucleotides long. Its product is annotated as sorting nexin-4-like. The record is from RefSeq and is a predicted model, not a curated record. The transcript has 7 exons. NCBI's taxonomy places the organism in Eukaryota, Metazoa, Chordata, Actinopteri, Cyprinodontiformes, Cyprinodontidae. Bases 125 to 664 code for a protein of 179 amino acids. Gene Ontology annotation, biological process: protein transport.
CAAGAAGCAACAAACUAACACACGCUUUCUCUUACAGAGGGUUGCUGAUCGGCUGUAUGCUGUCUACAAGGUCCAUGGAAACUAUGGACGAGUCUUCAGUGAGUGGAGCGCCAUUGAGAAGGAGAUGGGAGAUGGACUGCAGAGUGCUGGUCAUCACAUGGAUGCCUAUGCCACAUCCAUAGAUGACAUCCUGGAAGAAGAGGAACAUUACGCUGACCAGCUGAAAGAAUAUCUGUCCUACGCUGAAGCUCUGAGGGCCGUGUGCAGGAAACAUGAGCUGAGCCAGUUUGAGCUGGAGAUGGCCUCCCAGGACCUGGUGUCUAAGAAGCAGCAACGUGAGGAGCUGGCUACAGGGAUGGUGAGAACGUUCUCCUUGAAGGGGAUGACCAACAAGCUGUUUGGGCAGGAGGCUCCUGAGCAGAGGGAGGCCAAGCUGAACCUGCUAGAAGAGCUGAUAGCAGAGGGGGAAGAGGCUGUGAAAGAGAAAACAGCUGAGUGCCAGGAGCACGCCGUAAAGGCCUGGGCUGACAUCCUGCGUUUCAAGGAUCAGAAAGACAAAGACCUGCUGGAGGCGCUCAUCAGCUACGCUCUGAUGCAGAUCAGCAUGUGCAAGAAGGGGAUACAAGUUUGGAGUAAUGCAAGAGAAUGUUUUCAGAAGAUGUAGAGCUGAGGCCAGGCUGACACUUUCACCUGGUGCUGAUGAAAGCACAACACAAAGCAGCCAAAUCAGCAGCCUGGGUUCAAAGAGACAGAAGCAGACAUAGAAAAAGAGCAUAGAUACAAAAGAUAUUCUGAUGCAUUGAGACGCGGCUGCCUGUGUUAGCUCAGGUAUGUACAUGUGUGCUGCAAAAUGACAAAGGAAAUCCAUCAGUUUGAUUGAUUCAGGGAAAUCGUUCAUUAUAGCUUCAAAUGUGGACAAUAUUUAUCUUUACGUAUAAUACGAAAUACUUCAUGUUUUAUUCCUUCAUUUACUAUAAUUGUUAUAAAUGGUGUGUGAGCAGAAAUGCUGCGUUUCAGAGGCAGAAUCAUAACUGUGAUAUUUAGAGCUGCAGUUUGGUUGUUUUGCCUGAAUAAAAAUGUCUACAUGUCUC